AUGGCUGGAAAGGGCAAGUUGAAUGAGGACGGCAUUACCCUGCUGCGGCGCCUCUGUGCUGAGGUUCGCUCGCGGCAUCCGGGGGUCAUCCUUUCUGCAGAGGAGUCCACGAACUUCAAGUGGGUGACAGAUCGUCCCGCAGAGAACGGCACCGAGAGGCACCAGGCGGAGAUCCGUGAUUUGGGAUUCCAUCUCAAGUGGAACAUGGGCUUUGCCUACGAUGCUUUGUCGUACUUUGGGGCCGACCCAGAGGAGCGACCUCAGCUGGAUACGUUCGGGUGGAAGAGGCUGGCAUGGUAUUUGGCGUACGCCUUCAACGAACGCUGGGUGCUGCCCUUCUCCCAUGAUAACAUGCAGCCGAAAAGCUUGCUGGACCAGAUGGCACCUAACAAGCGAGUGGGCGUGGAGGGCCAGUUUGCGCAGCUUCGAUUGCUAUUCUUGUACAUGGUGGGUAUGCCAGGGCGACCUCUGAUGUUCAUGGGCUCAGAGAUUGGCGAAGGCUUUUCCCUAGCCCAGCCGGUUGACUGGGAGCUUGCAGCUGUGGACCCUGACAAGCAGCAGUUGCGCAGCUGGGUCGCCAAGCUGAUGAAGCUCUACCGUCAGUUGAAAUGCCUCCAUCGGCAAGAGGACCGCGCGGAUGGAUUCCAUUGGCUCGACAAGGAUUCCAGCAGCCGCUGUGUCUAUGCCUGGAAGCGCUUGGCCAAAGACGAGCCAGAGGCCAUCAUCGUCGUAAACGCUUCCAUGACGCAUGUCAGCCCGUACUACAUCAACUCUGGAGAUACUUCCGGUGCUUGGAAGUGCGUGGCCGCCACUGCACUUGGCGACUGCGUGACGACGCCACGCUCCGCCCGCGUGGUGAUGGGCCGUGCGAAGUUUGCGACAGAGCUACCGCCCAUGGCGGCACAGAUUUGGGUGCCCUGCGAGUGUGAGGAGGCGGUCGACGAAGCCGCGCUGCUGAACUUCGAAGUCCUCCAUCAGGAGGCCCAGCCGGGUGAUGAGCUGCGAUUGGUCGGCAACUGUCCAGAAUUAGGGAAUUGGGUUGUGUCGGAGGGCGUCAUCAUGGAGACCGACGCCGACACUUUUCCGUUCUGGCACACCUCGAUGAGAAUUCCCUUGGACGUGCGGAAUCUGGAGUUCAAGAUGGUGGCUGUCUCUGCCGCCGGCGAGGAGACGUGGGAGCCCCUGCGCUUCAACCGAUCCGUCAGCAUCAUCCCCGGCGUCGUCCAGCGAGUAAGUAUCGAGUUUGGGGAGGUGUAG
Messenger RNA from Symbiodinium necroappetens, 1257 nucleotides. The record is from the annotation of a GenBank genome assembly. NCBI's taxonomy places the organism in Eukaryota, Dinophyceae, Suessiales, Symbiodiniaceae.